Molecule: messenger RNA, 2973 nt
Organism: Amoebophrya sp. A120
Lineage: Eukaryota; Dinophyceae; Syndiniales; Amoebophryaceae
Source: the annotation of a GenBank genome assembly
AGCUCCAGCCAGUACUGUAAAGCAAUUUAAAAUUCCAAUUCGGCAACACCCUUCAUUGUCAUGACGGAAAAGCACCACUCUCUACUGAAGGUCAGGAUUGUUCCUCACCCAGGACAUGCUGCGAGACCGAAGGGCCCUCAGGUUCGGUCUGGGGCUAUUAAAGAUCGUGCUUCUGCUGGAUUCGCCUGUCGGACAUCAUCAUCGACCAGGAGACGGCCCUUCUUGCCGCACGAUACCAAAUCACCACGGUCCCGAAUGGGCGAGAAACUAGCGGUUUUUCUAGCCCUGAGCGCCGGAAACAUCCUGACGCAGAGUAACGGAAGCAGUGCAGUCAAAGAUGGACGGUGGGACGGAGUAGUUGGGGACGUGCCAGAGAAGUCGCAAACCGGAGCUGCCUCCGCAACUGGUUGCCCCACGAGUACUCAGUCCCUUUGUCAAAAAGCGCGCACGAACCGUUUCGGCAACUCGCAUCGGGAUAGAAGGCUUCGCAGCACAACAUCCCCUAAAAAUAGCUGCGACCGUCGUGGUCACACAUACAGACAACGAGCGGUCUAGUUUUGGUUUUGUUGCAGGCGAGCAGAAGACAGCACAAAGCGUGGAAGGCGCGUCUUUUUUGUUCAGUGCCGUCGCAGCGUCCCAGCCCGAAUACCCGGAUGUGGAUCGUGCCACGGAGGACCAUGAGCGACGAACCGAUAAACAGAAUUCGAUGAAACAGCUGCCGCUAGGAGGCGAACAGGAGCAGCUGGGGGGGCAGCAGGAUGGGCAGCAGGAUGCUCUACCGCCCUGGGAGCAGCGUCUGCAGCAGUUGGAGCUCUUGGUCCAUCGGCAAGCGACUGAAAUUGCGGCACAGAAGGCGCAGAUUCGCGAGCAGGGCGCACAGCUCGAGGUCAUGCGCACGACUGACGCGCGACUGGAAAACGCGACCUCGACAACACAUGCGGAUGUCUCAGAUCUUCGCAAAGCGACUGUCCAAAAAGUUCGCACAAUUCGCGAGGUAGGGACGAUCGUCGAGCUAGUAACGCAGUUUCUGCUCGCGUACGACCUUGCGCUGCGAAAAGUCGACUGGAUUUUCUCGGCGGUGCUGCUCAUGCUGGGGUAUGGAGCGAUUUUAUUUUUAAUCGGUAUCGCGCUUCCAAUCAAAAUGGUGUUCUUCCCAGAGACGUUGAUCCUUCCGAAAUGGGAACCACCUACAUUAUCUACAGGCUCGCGGCCUAGAGGAGAGGGGGGAGCGCGGCCACUUAGUGAACAAGAUCAUCGCGAAGGUGAAGCAGUAGAACAAGAACGAGAUGACGGACCCGUUGGCAGCCUCGAGUUGUACGUGAUUCUACCCUGGGACUUUUUCUACGCGGGGACGCUGUCUGCCGUCUGCCAGCGCGCGGAAAGCAGCGAAGGGCGCGUUUGGACGGCCUGCCUGAUUGUGCACACGGUCUGUGUGCUGCUAUCGCGCUACACAUUGGUCAUCUAUAACCGGGUUUGCAGUAACUUCUAUUGGAGCUGGAGGUCCCAGGAGAAGGGUUGGGAGGAGAACACGUGGGAAGGUAUCGUGGGGAAUACAUUCAACCUGGACGUGAUUGCGACGGAGCAUCUGAGCCAUAUCGCUGGGCGAGUGCUGUGGCUCACUCUUCCUUCCGUGUGCAUGUUUCUAACCGCGGCUGUUCCUGGCGCGUCAUACCUUCUUGAUGACGAGGAGGGAGAGGACGAGAAACGGUUACCGCACCCCCGCACGGACCAGGGCGAAGUGGCGCUCUCGCCGAUGCAACUCGACGGGCAGCAUGCGGAACGUGUGGCGGCUGGAGGGUCCCCGGUGCAGGUGCAGGAUCUAGCCUUCACGAAGAUGCAUUUGAAGAAGAACUACUGGUUUAUGAGUUUCAUCCAUCUCAUUGUGGCUCCGGUGGGCAUGGCAACGCUUUUGAUUUUCGAGACAUUGCAGUUUACCGGGGAGGGGUUCGGUUUCGGGGAAGCAUUGUUUGGAAUGUCCGACGAGAUGACGGAGGGUGAUUGGCAGUUUUUUUUCGCGACGCCCGUUGGGUUGGCGGCUGCGAAAUGCGACGAUCACAGCAUCAUGCAAAGAGCGAUGCUUCAACUUUUCCCAACCUGCUAUCGGCUACGCGCGGUCUGCCUGGUUUCAGGCUGGAUCUGCGCCGUGUUAUUCAGCGCAUUGCUCAUGGUCCUCCAAGCCGGCAACUUGGGAGACAGAAAGUCAGCCCUGUUUAGGGAUUCGACCGCGAACAAGGGAAACAAGAACAACAUCGAUGAACCAGCGGCGCACCAGGACCCACAGCUGCGCGGGCGCGUGGUACCGAAGAGCGCCAGUCUGCUCCUUCCUCGAGCGGUUUUCACUUUUGAGAUUCUGGCCAUGCUGUUCACGUUCGCAAUGCCGUUCUGGCCGAUGAUCACGGACGUGAGCCGGUCUCUUUCAGGACGCGGCAUCGGUCUCAAGAACACGCUGGGCAAAGACCCUUUCGGAACGCUUGACAAGCAGGUCGAUGGAAUCUUCUUCACAGUGCAGUCCCAGCGACCGAUGUGCGGUACAUUUUUUGACGCCGUUUGGAGAUACGAAGAAUGCAACGGUGUGGCACCUGCGGACAGGCGGUGGUACGCGAUGACUCAGGAACAGCGUUUGCCACUCGGGUUCUUCUCAGAGUUACCUGUGGCAUCCGAUCCCCUUAGGGGUUUUGGCACGUCGAAUUACACAUUCGACAAGACGCUUAUGAAGUGAAUGGCAAUGAGUUUGAAACCACACUUCAACUCAAUCAUGGAAUUUUAUUUACGCAGAUCUUGGUUGUUAUAUAUGUGUAAAUCUAAAUCUUCUAAGCCGACGACGAGGUGCGUCGACUACGCGUAGGUACGUGACGCUAGCGUAUAGGCCGGUGAUGACAACGUCGUGGUCGUGAAUCCGAACGAAGAACGGAACGAAGGAAAUUUUUUCUGUGCUUGCUGCAACCAAGAAUAAACAAGCGAGACCGUAAAAAU